AUGACUCCAAUUAAGAAAGCGCUUGCAGCAGUUGAUGCGCAAGAUCCCAAAGAACGACUUUCGUAUAGAGCAGCUGCGAAAAAGUUUGGUGUUGUGUUGUCAACGUUGACGCGCCGCCACCACAAACAAACCCAGUCCUGUGCAGCCGCCGCAGAAAACACGAAAUUACUCACUACACAACAUAAAGCUGAGCUUGUAAAGUAUAUAUAG
Molecule: messenger RNA, 210 nt
Organism: Exserohilum turcica Et28A
Lineage: Eukaryota; Fungi; Ascomycota; Dothideomycetes; Pleosporales; Pleosporaceae
Exons: 1
Coding region: 1-210 (69 amino acids)
Source: RefSeq, a predicted model, not a curated record